GUUCUUUGUAGAAUGUGUUGGGCUCACCAUUUGGUUCACAUGGAGAUGGAGCUUCUCAGCAACUCUUGGCAUCGUGCGAUGAAACAGCUUUACUGCGCCAUGCUCGUCGUGGCGUCUUCGAAGCUGGCCAAAUGCCCAGGAGAAGAUCGGUCCAAAGACGGCACCUGCACCGUGGAUGGAGGCUUCGUUUGCCUUCAGCUCCUGGACACCAGCGGCCGUCCCCGUGACUUUGCGCCGGCACAAGACUGGUGGGACAUCACGGGACAAGCCGCGAAAUGGGAUGAUCGAAUUCGUGGCAACGGCGGGGACUCCUGGUGUGUUUGCGCCACUUGCGCCUCAGAGAUCGUCGAAAAGGUGGGCUGCGCCAAGAUGCCGAUCCGUUGCAACGCCACCAACGAGGAGGACGUCUUUGGCAUCAACCUGCCACAGUACCACGCGCUGGAGAAGUGCCUGCGGCAGAAGUGCGGUUUCAAAGCUGCCGACCUUUGGGAUGCCAGCCUGGAGGCCCUGCAGAAGCAUCUUCAGGGCGGCUCCUGGGUGCAAUCCACAGUGGUCUUAAGCGCCGCGCUGGGGGUGGCAGCAGCCGUGGUGCUCCUGCUCAGGAGGCUAUUUGCUGUGUCUAUGUCCAGUCGCUACGAGCCAUUAGAUACCAGCAGCGAUGGUGAGGGCCUGCUGGACGAGGAUGAGGUGACCUGGGGUUCGUCCGUUGAUGACUGGCAUGAUGAUGUGGCGUCGGCGCAAGCCGAGCCAAACGAAACUGGAGAGCGUCCGAACGAUACUUUGGGGACCUCCUCGUUUGAGAUGAAAGUUCAUACAAAGACUGCUGACGAUUGCCAUUAGGUUGCAUGCUACCCAUGCAACCCAGUUGAAACAUUGGUGUUGCCCUUGUUACCAGUAGUAAUGCCCUUGUUGCUAGUAGCGAUGCCAAGUUUCCAAACAAGGGAAAUCCAGUUUCUGCAGCCGGGCCUGAUUGUAACAACGCCUUUAGCACAGUCUCAGUGCUCCGCAGAAAAACCACAUGGCCCUGUGCAGCUUGAAGGACGGCGAUGACGUGGCGUCAUGGGGGUUGGGGAUAACGGCCGUCUCAGUAGAUACGGC
Molecule: messenger RNA, 1098 nt
Organism: Durusdinium trenchii
Lineage: Eukaryota; Dinophyceae; Suessiales; Symbiodiniaceae
Source: the annotation of a GenBank genome assembly